AUGUCAAGGGUCGCCGGGGGCCUGCAGGACACUCGACGCACUGUUAAGCUGCUUCUACACCCGGAACCUAUAGCACCAGCCAUCCUGUUGGCGAAUCUACAGGGCUUCGGGGUGAUGACGAGGCAAGGAAAAGGAGGCAAGGAAAAGGAGGCAAGGAAAAGGAGGCAAGGAAAAGGAGGCAAGGAAAAGGAGGCAAGGAAAAGGAGGCAAGGAAAAGGAGGCAAGGAAAAGGAGGCAAGGAAAAGGAGGCAAGGAAAAGGAGGCAAGGAAAAGGAGGCAAGGAAAAGGAGGCAAGGAAAAGGAGGCAAGGAAAAGGAGGCAAGGAAAAGGAGGCAAGGAAAAGGAGGCAAGGAAAAGGAGGCAAGGAAAAGGAGGCAAGGAAAAGGAGGCAAGGAAAAGGAGGCAAGGAAAAGGAGGCAAGGAAAAGGAGGCAAGGAAAAGGAGGCAAGGAAAAGGAGGCAAGGAAAAGGAGGCAAGGAAAAGGAGGCAAGGAAAAGGAGGCAAGGAAAAGGAGGCAAGGAAAAGGAGGCAAGGAAAAGGAGGCAAGGAAAAGGAGGCAAGGAAAAGGAGGCAAGGAAAAGGAGGCAAGGAAAAGGAGGCAAGGAAAAGGAGGCAAGGAAAAGGAGGCAAGGAAAAGGAGGCAAGGAAAAGGAGGCAAGGAAAAGGAGGCAAGGAAAAGGAGGCAAGGAAAAGGAGGCAAGGAAAAGGAGGCAAGGAAAAGGAGGCAAGGAAAAGGAGGCAAGGAAAAGGAGGCAAGGAAAAGGAGGCAAGGAAAAGGAGGCAAGGAAAAGGAGGCAAGGAAAAGGAGGCAAGGAAAAGGAGGCAAGGAAAAGGAGGCAAGGAAAAGGAGGCAAGGAAAAGGAGGCAAGGAAAAGGAGGCAAGGAAAAGGAGGCAAGGAAAAGGAGGCAAGGAAAAGGAGGCAAGGAAAAGGAGGCAAGGAAAAGGAGGCAAGGAAAAGGAGGCAAGGAAAAGGAGGCAAGGAAAAGGAGGCAAGGAAAAGGAGGCAAGGAAAAGGAGGCAAGGAAAAGGAGGCAAGGAAAAGGAGGCAAGGAAAAGGAGGCAAGGAGAAGGAGGCAAGGAAAAGGAGGCAAGGAGAAGGAGGCAAGGAGAAGGAGGCAAGGAGAAGGAGGCAAGGAGAAGGAGGCAAGGAGAAGGAGGCAAGGAGAAGGAGGCAAGGAGAAGGAGGCAAGGAGAAGGAGGCAAGGAGAAGGAGGCAAGGAGAAGGAGGCAAGGAGAAGGAGGCAAGGAGAAGGAGGCAAGGAGAAGGAGGCAAGGAGAAGGAGGCAAGGAGAAGGAGGCAAGGAGAAGGAGGCAAGGAGAAGGAGGCAAGGAGAAGGAGGCAAGGAGAAGGAGGCAAGGAGAAGGAGGCAAGGAGAAGGAGGCAAGGAGAAGGAGGCAAGGAGAAGGAGGCAAGGAGAAGGAGGCAAGGAGAAGGAGGCAAGGAGAAGGAGGCAAGGAGAAGGAGGCAAGGAGAAGGAGGCAAGGAGAAGGAGGCAAGGAGAAGGAGGCAAGGAGAAGGAGGCAAGGAGAAGGAGGCAAGGAGAAGGAGGCAAGGAGAAGGAGGCAAGGAGAAGGAGGCAAGGAGAAGGAGGCAAGGAGAAGGAGGCAAGGAGAAGGAGGCAAGGAGAAGGAGGCAAGGAGAAGGAGGCAAGGAGAAGGAGGCAAGGAGAAGGAGGCAAGGAGAAGGAGGCAAGGAGAAGGAGGCAAGGAGAAGGAGGCAAGGAGAAGGAGGCAAGGAGAAGGAGGCAAGGAGAAGGAGGCAAGGAGAAGGAGGCAAGGAGAAGGAGGCAAGGAGAAGGAGGCAAGGAGAAGGAGGCAAGGAGAAGGAGGCAAGGAGAAGGAGGCAAGGAGAAGGAGGCAAGGAGAAGGAGGCAAGGAGAAGGAGGCAAGGAGAAGGAGGCAAGGAGAAGGAGGCAAGGAGAAGGAGGCAAGGAGAAGGAGGCAAGGAGAAGGAGGCAAGGAGAAGGAGGCAAGCAGAAGGAGGCAAGCAGAAGGAGGCAAGGAGAAGGAGGCAAGCAGAAGGAGGCAAGGAGAAGGAGGCAAGGAGAAGGAGGCAAGGAGAAGGAGGCAAGGAGAAGGAGGCAAGGAGAAGGAGGCAAGGAGAAGGAGGCAAGGAGAAGGAGGCAAGGAGAAGAAGGCAAGGAGAAGAAGGCAAGGAGAAGAAGGCAAGGAGAAGAAGGCAAGGAGAAGAAGGCAAGGAGAAGAAGGCAAGGAGAAGAAGGCAAGGAGAAGAAGGCAAGGAGAAGAAGGCAAGGAGAAGAAGGCAAGGAGAAGGAGGCAAGGAGAAGGAGGCAAGGAGAAGGAGGCAAGGAGAAGGAGGCAAGGAGAAGGAGGCAAGGAGAAGGAGGCAAGGAGAAGGAGGCAAGGAGAAGGAGGCAAGGAGAAGGAGGCAAGGAGAAGGAGGCAAGGAGAAGAAGGCAAGGAGAAGAAGGCAAGGAGAAGAAGGCAAGGAGAAGAAGGCAAGGAGAAGAAGGCAAGGAGAAGAAGGCAAGGAGAAGAAGGCAAGGAGAAGAAGGCAAGGAGAAGAAGGCAAGGAGAAGAAGGCAAGGAGAAGAAGGCAAGGAGAAGAAGGCAAGGAGAAGAAGGCAAGGAGAAGAAGGCAAGGAGAAGAAGGCAAGGAGAAGAAGGCAAGGAGAAGAAGGCAAGGAGAAGAAGGCAAGGAGAAGAAGGCAAGGAGAAGAAGGCAAGGAGAAGAAGGCAAGGAGAAGAAGGCAAGGAGAAGAAGGCAAGGAGAAGAAGGCAAGGAGAAGAAGGCAAGGAGAAGAAGGCAAGGAGAAGAAGGCAAGGAGAAGAAGGCAAGGAGAAGAAGGCAAGGAGAAGAAGGCAAGGAGAAGAAGGCAAGGAGAAGAAGGCAAGGAGAAGAAGGCAAGGAGAAGAAGGCAAGGAGAAGAAGGCAAGGAGAAGAAGGCAAGGAGAAGAAGGCAAGGAGAAGAAGGCAAGGAGAAGAAGGCAAGGAGAAGAAGCUAGGUGAGGGAUUUGGCCAGGCCGCUGCAGUGGGGCACUGUGUCAAAAGCUGGAGCCGCUCGACUCUGCAGGGAACCGGUUGCCGUGAUGACGUUUAUGAUAGCGGCGCCACAGCUGCGUGCGCCGACGUCUCCAUUCACGCUGCCCUGCGCAGGGGAGUCACUGGUAUCCCAGUGCCGAGUCCUGAAGCACCGUCCACCACGUGUCCAAGCCUCCAGAGGUACGACUCAUUUAUCAAGAGGCGCUAUUUUUCAGGGCAGCAGGUCAAACAUGGAAAAUGA
Messenger RNA from Schistocerca cancellata (South American locust), 3246 nucleotides. Its product is annotated as ribosome-binding protein 1-like. Bases 1 to 3246 code for a protein of 1081 amino acids. The record is from RefSeq and is a predicted model, not a curated record. Lineage: Eukaryota; Metazoa; Arthropoda; Insecta; Orthoptera; Acrididae. The transcript is spliced from 3 exons.